AAUUAUUCUACGCGAGAUCGCGUCUGAUAACCUAUAUGGUACCAGUUAUUAUGUAUUAUCUAUGCUAUAUGGCAUAGUGCUCUCGUUCUCUGCAUUUGUAAUUAAUUUUGGAAAAUGCCGCAUUUUAGAAUUGAAACUAACAUUCCUCGAAGUAAAAUUCCACAGGAUUUUGUCACUAAAGCUAUUCCACUUGUGGCUAAAUCUCUUGGAAAACCUGAACAAGUAUGUCCUUAUUAAAACUUACUUCUUGAGGGCACUCUAAGGUCAAUUUAAAAAAGUGCCCAUUUUAUUAGUAUCAUGUAGAAUUUCUAUUUUAUUAUUUCAUCGAUGAUUUAUUUUUAUGGGAUACAACGAGAAAAUAUAGAUAGAUAUAUUUGCAUUGUGGUUUGUGAAGCCAUGGUAGGUGAUUAUCUAAAUUUCAAUUUUCAGUACUGUGCCGUUUCUAUUAUCCCAGAUCUUCCUAUGAGCUUCGGUGGAACUACAGAUCCAUGUGCAAUCGCUAAUCUUAUGUCAAUUGGUGGACUUGGAGUAGAGCUUAACAAGAAGCAUGCUAAAGUGUUGUUUGACUUGGUUGAAAUGGAAUUAGGAAUUCCAUCUGACAGAAUGUACAUUACAUUUCAAAAUGCUCCUACUAGUGAUGUAGGCUACAAAGGAACAACUUUCCAUGAAAUAUUUGGAUAAGAAAAAAGGUCAUUUAUUUGAAUCUUCUAGGAUUUUAUAUAAAUGUAGUAUGUAGGCAUUAAAUAAAAGAAUUCUAUAUUAAUUGUUCUUUACAUUUUAGAAAACUAUUAAGAGCCUUUCUAUUGUUUGUUUGAUAUUUAAUUGACAUAUUUGUAUAUUUAAUAUACAUUUAAAUAUAUUUAUUGUGUGUUAUUUCCACACAAUCAUAUUUAUGAAAGAAGAUUUGCA
Diatraea saccharalis (sugarcane borer) is the source of this 909-nucleotide messenger RNA. The record is from the annotation of a GenBank genome assembly. NCBI's taxonomy places the organism in Eukaryota, Metazoa, Arthropoda, Insecta, Lepidoptera, Crambidae.